This is a messenger RNA of Danio aesculapii, 1494 nucleotides long. RefSeq lists its product as uncharacterized. The coding region runs from base 59 to 553 and encodes 164 amino acids. The record is from RefSeq and is a predicted model, not a curated record. Gene Ontology annotation, molecular function: signaling receptor binding. Lineage: Eukaryota; Metazoa; Chordata; Actinopteri; Cypriniformes; Danionidae. The transcript is spliced from 4 exons. Gene Ontology annotation, biological process: inflammatory response; regulation of lipid catabolic process.
CCAGGAAUGCGGCUGUUUUUCAGAGAGAGCGCGCGGCUCGUGCUCAGACUGGUUGAAGAUGCCUGAUCUGCCGUUUGCUCUGCUUGUUUUUGGAGUCCUGCUGAGCUCCGGACGAGCUCAAAACGCCCUCAGCAAACUGCCGGACACCUUCAAGAAAGGCGUGGUGGAGCUCGCGCUGAAAAAUGUCAACUCUCACGAAGGAGUCCAGCAGCAUUUUCUCUUCUUUAAAAGCCUUCAGCAGUCGAAAAUUGAGGCAGGGUUUGAUGUAACCUUCAUCUACCACAACUUUUAUCUAAAAGCCACAAAGUGCAAAAGAGGAACGGAGAACGCUGACGCCACCACAUGUGCGUUCAGAAAUGAUCGGCCUCUGAUUGACUGUACCAUCUGCUAUAAAACCUACGCUGGAAAGAUUGAACCAGAACCCAUACCCUAUGUGAGCUGUGUGCAUAAACCGGCUCUUACUGAGGAUAUGAAGAAAGAGCGACUCGAGCGCUGUAAUAAGAUGGGAUACAGCAGUGGAUCCCCAACACUGCUGGCUGUCGGAUCCGAAUGAGAAUACUGGAUGUUCAGGGACAUAAAACUCUCCUAUAGUCAGUCUUUUGUGCCAAAUCAUGCAUAUUUGAUUCAUAAUAUCUAGUGAAUAUACAUUUUUAACAUUUAAACAUCACUGUAUUCCAAUAUUAUGUUUUUAACCCAUAUUCUUUAUGGCCCAUACUAAAGCUGAUUAUAAAACACAAACAUAUACAUGGUAAGAUUUUGCAUUAUAAGACAUAUUGUAGUCUUUUAAGAUAUAUCUAUGUGUAGGUAAACGUUACUAUAUAUUGAUAGUCUGUCUAAAGAAUAUCCAUAUAAUUCUAUAGUGAAUGAAAGAAUUAAAUGGGUCCUAAUAUGCUUUAUACAUACUAGCUUACAGUAACAAUUGCUUUUUUCUAAUUAAUGGAGCCUAUGCAUUGAGUUUAAUAGUGUCUCAUGAACUAGCAUUAUAUUUAAUUUAUUACAUUAAUAAACAUGAACUAAUAGUAAAAUAAAAGUAGCAUGAACUAAUAAACAAUCAUUUUAAAUCAUUGUUAAUUUAAAUAAACAGUUGUUUUAUGACAUUGUUAAUUUCUAGAUUUCUUAUAUUAAAUCCAUUACGUUUAUUAACAUUUAACAUGAAUUACAGUACAAAGCAACAAUAAUUGUAUUUUAACUAAUGUAUAAUUGAUUGUGUGCAUUAUUCACUUUGGCAAUGGGCUAAGCAAAAUAGAGGAAUUCUGAAGAGUGGCCUGGUCACAAAGAUUGUAGUAGAUUGAUAAAUAUGGUCUUAUUUUACAUAUAGCCCUCCCAAAUUUACGAUGCAUUUAGGAUAUUGCAUAUUUUUUGUUCAUUUGCAUAUUUAAUUUUAAGGUUUUAUUUAGGUUCUUUCUCUCUGAAUGUUUCAUUUUAUUCCACUAGGUGGCAGUAAAGUUUUCUUUUUUUAAAUCUUGUUUUGAACAAAAUAAACGUUCUGUCAUA